Messenger RNA from Dicentrarchus labrax (European seabass), 7299 nucleotides. It is a transcript of the gene gpm6ab, whose product is annotated as glycoprotein M6Ab. Gene Ontology annotation, cellular component: plasma membrane; neuronal cell body; axonal growth cone. The coding region runs from base 153 to 989 and encodes 278 amino acids. Gene Ontology annotation, biological process: neuron projection development. The record is from RefSeq and is a predicted model, not a curated record. NCBI's taxonomy places the organism in Eukaryota, Metazoa, Chordata, Actinopteri, Moronidae. The transcript is spliced from 7 exons.
CUUCCCUGAGCCUCCAUCAUCUGCAGGGAGGGAAAAAAACACACACACACAGCCUCCCACAUACACACACACGCACACUGUGCUGAGAGCUAGCAAGGGGCUUUAAACAGCUUCACACAAAAUAAGAGACAAAGGGACUGUAACCUGCCACAAUGGAGGAAAACAUGGAUGAAUCGCAAAGCCAGAAAGGCUGUAAGGAGUGCUGUGAGCGAUGUGUGGGCAGCCUGCCCUGGGCCUCUCUCAUUGCCACUAUCCUCCUCUACAUGGGCGUGGCCUUGUUCUGUGGGUGUGGCCACGAGGCUUUGAGCGGCACCGUCACCAUUCUCCAGAACUACUUUGAAGUCAUCAGAGCCCCGGGAGAAACCCUGGAUGUGUUCACCAUUAUCGACAUCCUGAAGUACAUCAUCUACGGCCUUGCAGCUGGAUUCUUUGUGUUUGGAGUGCUGCUGCUGGUGGAGGGCUUUUUCACCACUGGAGCCAUUAGGGAUCUCUAUGGAGAGUUUAAGAUCACUGCCUGCGGACGCUGCCUGACUGCAUUCCUGAUGUUCCUCGCCUACCUGUUCUUCCUGGUGUGGCUCGGAGUGACGGCAUUCACCAGCCUGCCGGUCUUCAUGUACUUCAACGUUUGGUCCAUGUGUAAGAACAUCAGCUUGGUGGAGGGAGCCAACCUCUGCCUGGACCUGCGUCAGUUUGGAGCCGUUACAAUCUCUGAGGAGAGGAAGGUGUGUACAGGAUCUGAGAAGUUCUUCAAGAUGUGUGAAUCCAAUGAGCUGGACUUGACCUUCCAUCUGUUCGUGUGCGCACUGGCAGGAGCAGGAGCUGCUGUCAUCGCCAUGGUCCACUUUCUGAUGGCCCUAGCUGCUAACUGGGGCUACCUGAAGGAUGCCAGCCGAAUGCAGAAGUACGAGGACAUCAAGUCGAAGGAGGAGCAGGAGCUGCAUGACAUCCACUCUACACGCUCCAAAGAACGCCUCAAUGCCUACACAUAAACACACACCUAUGAGAAACGACACAUACACACUUAACCUGUAAGACACACACAAGAUGAUACAUGCACACAAACGCACUCACACACACACACACACACACACACACACACACACACACACACACACACACACACACAGGGCCUGAGACAACCCUGAGGAUAGUAGAAACAUACAGUAUACAUAUACAUGAGUAAAAAAACAACAUACAUUCAAAGACGAGUAGGCAGAAAUGAAUAACAAUAAAAUGAUUAAAACACAGACACCACCAUCAUUCUCGUGUCCGCAGCAGAUCACUGGCUCAGGUGCUCUGUGCUAACACUUUAGCAUCCACUAUGUUGGUUUGCUCCAUACAUACUUUUAUUAACCCAGACAUUUGCUUUUGAGUGAAAGGAAACCUUUAGCUUUAGCCUCACCAGAAGAUGUGGUUAAAUACAUGAAAUAGUUCCAAAAGAAGACAUUUGGCUAUAUAAACUUUAGUAAUAUAAACAUGUAAAUGUUCUAGGGCCGGCCUCAGCCUUUUCGAGGCCUUAAGCGCUCCAUCCACUUCAACCCCCCUGUUCCCCGGAGUGUGACUGUGCAGAACAAUCAACUACAACUGACCUAAAAUCACAGAAAGAAACGUUAGAACAUAAAAGUUACAAAAAAAUUUGUGAAACAAAAAAAAAAAAACGAACAAGAUAACACUUUAAGAAAUACCAAAAAACAAAUAAUGAACAUAAGAACCCAAAGAAAUGUCUUUGCAUGUUUGUGGCCCCAUCUGAUUACUCUGUUUUUCCAGUUUUAUCCUUUAAAAUAGCAAAUAUUUAUUUUGUGAUUUACUUUUGCCAUUACACGUCAUGCUAAUCUGCUGUAUGGAUAUCAUCACGGCUAACUACUACGAGCUGUUAGCACUGCACACUGAAGCCAACAAUCUACAGCAGACACAUGAGUGAGUUUGGUGUCUGUGAGCUCAUUAUUUAAUGUGGGGGGGCCGUCCAACAGGACAACGUCACUGUAACCCCCUGUCCAAAAAGCCUCAAUACCUGCAGCACACACUCAGACACUCACUCACACACACACACACACACACACACACACACACACACACACACACACAUACACACACAUAGAUGUGGCUGAAUGGUCGGUGUUGUGCAGGCAGUGUUGUAUGGUGGUGUCAUGCUGUGUCGUGUCGUUUCGCCACAUUAUGAUGACUGGUAUUGCAGAGAAAUAUGGUCCCCGAGGAAAUUUGUACCUCCCGGGUGCAAAUGGGUAGCUUUGCUAACUUUCCCCUCCCCUCUCCUCCCCUCUCUUUCCCUCUCCUUUUUCCACCAGCCCUGCCCCUCCUCUUUCUCUACUCUGUGACCUCUUCAUCUCAAGCCCAGUUUCAUUAGUUGUUCCACGUAUUCUUGUUACAAAUAUCGACCGGUGUGUCCCACAAGUGGCCAUUUGCAGGGCGGGGUGGGGGGGUGGGUUGAAAUUAAAUGCAGGCCUAAUAGUUUAUUGUUAUAAUAAUAAUAAUGAAAGCAUAUAUAUUGAUUGAUAAAAUAUGCAGAUAAAUUGAAGUCAUAAAUUCUUCUUUUCCAAAUUGCCCUAACGUUAUUUUUAAUGUAUAUCACAUGACGGGCUCUCUUGAACUUUCAGAUUAAAAGCACUUAAAAUGGCGGUGGGGAUUUCAAAGAGGCCAUUUAAAACAACUUGUGAAACAGGGCUUUGUGUCCCUCCCUUUCCAUCCCCAGAUUGUAUAAACUUGUGAUUUGUCCUCAGAAACAGCACAUCUUAGCAGCACAAAGUCUUUUUAACGUGUGUCAUGUUCUCAUCAGUCUGACAAAUAAUGUUUUUUCUCACUUUUUGGAAUUUUUGACACAUUUUUAUCAGUAUUAUUUAUGUGUAAUUUUAGCAUUGGGGGUUAUUUAAAUGGGGAAGGCGUGUGUGUGGGGGGGGAGGGGGAGGGGGUUGUAUCACUUUCACAUUCUAAUGUAAUGAUUAUGUAUUACAGUGGUUCUGCACACACACAAACACACACAAACACACAUACACAUGCGUAUACACCAAUCAUCUCGAGAGCAUUGGUUCUCGCGUCGUCAUUGUUUUGUUUUUUUCUUUCAGCGAGCCCUAAUGUGACCAAAACUACCAUUUAAAUUGCUAAUAGUCAGCUCGCCAUUGGCGACAUGAACAGAUGGUUACUGUGAAUUCUGGGCGGCCUCACUGAGGGUUGUAGGUUAUUUUUGGCCUAAGCAGGAUGUGCUUCAAGAUGGAAGAUCCGUUCCCCUGAAAGCAUUUUGAGGUGUGGAUAUUUGUAACAUCUCAGGAGGAGUUUCGGUUGUGCGGCGCUUGAAACGGAUGGGUGAGAUGGGAAUUUAAACCGGUCUGGAUGUGCUGAAGGAAGCAGGAGAGAACGCACCAUUAGUGGCUGCAGGGAUUGAUCGGAGGAGUAUUAUUGGGAGAGAAGACCAUAAUGAAUGAUGUCCCAGCUAAUAAGCUCAUUGUUUAGGAAUGAUUUGCUUUACUGGAUAGGUUUGUGGUUUUAAAGGAUGUUCCCAGCUUAUAUUUGGUGUCUUUAUUAUCUCCUCAGGUGCUUCAAUAUUAGGAUGCAACUUUCUUGUAGUUUAAAAAAAGAUGAGAAAGGUUCUACCUGUUGCUAUGUUUUUUUAAGAGGCCGAUUAGACUAGUUAAAAUGUGAAAAAUCAGAGUGGUAACAACUUCAAACCUGACUUUAUUUUGCUAUAAUCUAAUGCAGUGUAUACAGCACUUGUGUGCAGGGCUUUUCUGUUUGUAUUCUAUGUUCUGUUGGGCCAGCCAUUAGAAUAAGAGGAUUGUAUGUCACGUCCUGGUUGUAGCUGUGAAGGAAUGCGAUGAUUCUCUAUCUGCCAGUAGAGAUGACCGAGAGAGGAUUCAGUUCCUCCUGACAGUGAAGAUGGUGGCGAGGAUGGUGGUGAUGAAGGGUUCGAUUUGAUGAGACUACCAGCACACACACACGCACACACACACACACACACACACACGCGCACACACACUCCACCACCGCCAUCACUCUGAGCCAUAACUCUUUGCUCUUUUACUUUUCACCAAUAACAUUUCACUAUUUUAUUAUCAACUUUAAAUCUUUGAAACUUUUUAAAUGUGAAAUCAUUUAAUUAGAAAAAAAGGAAAUGUGUUUCUUUUUCUUUUAUUUUCUCGUGUGGGCAGUAUUAAGCACUGUUCCUGCAUUAACUCUGUAUAAAGAUAUACAUAUAUGUGAAACAGUUGAGGUGAGCAGCCGGGAGAAUGAUUUCCUAUUGGUUACAGAGUCUGGAGGAGGUGGUUCAGUCCCAAUGUCCUGAGCUUUUACUCCCUAAGAGAGCUGCAUUAACACACACAUGAAAGAUAUGAUGUCUUUGUAUCAAACUGCUUAUCCAAAAUUUAAAAAAAAACAAUUAUGUGCCACAAAUUUUGCUUGUCUGCGAGAUGAUUUUCACAUGGUACUGUAGUGGAUAUACUGGCUGGUUUAAAGGCAGUAUAAACAAGUCUAAAACUAAUUGUGUACUGUGGAAAAGGUUUGGCAGUCCACAAGAGGUUAAUUGCAGUAAAAGUGGUAAAACAAAAACACCUAUAUAGUAAAGAGGCAAUGGUCACAAAUUAACAACCAUGAGCGAAUCAGAGCAGUGUCAAACAACAUAUGUUAAAGCUGCAGUAGGUAACUUUUAUAAAAAGGAUUUUCUGUCAUAUUUGCUGAAACGUUCUCUAUAUCCUGACAGUAGUACAUGAGACAGAUAAUUUGUGAAAAAAUCAGGUUCCUCUGACUCCUCCUAGUGCUCCUAAUGGCAUUUGCAAGAAACCACCGGGCCUGAACGAAAACAACCAAUCAGAGCCGAGAAAGAUUGAGUUGAUUGUUGAGUCUCAUUCUGUCUUAAGUGGCCAACUAAAAUCGUUUGUAUUUGACGGCCUGGCAAUGAGCCUCCACAAUCAACUUUCUUUCUCGUACAAAUGCCGUACACACAGGAGUCAGAGGAACCUGUUUUUUUCACAGAUGAUCUGUCUCAAGUUCUACUGUCAGGAUAUAGUUAAAGUUUCAGCAAAUAUGAAAAAAAGUUAUUUUUAUAGAAUUGACCUACUGCAGCUUUAAGCAGAGCAGAGACCAGAAUUAAUUCCAAACUGACUGAGACAGCCAGUCGGCAAAACAUGGAGUGUCCAUACAGGCACUAACGUUGUGCUUGUUUGGGGAUUUCAAGCCAACAAUUUCUUCCAGGAGUUUGAAUCUGGUUUUGUGUGUCAUGUAAAUGCAGCUGAAUUUGACCAAAAAAAAUUAAAAACCUUCCAUCAGUGUCGAUGACGGGAGACUCCACCGGACUCGUGUCCUGUUCAGGUGUGUCUCGGCUGCAUACAGUCAGUAUUUUUAAGGGUCUAGUUUUACAGUAACAGUAUUUUAUCAUUUCAUUGCCUGACAAUGGAUGUCUUGUCAGUGUUUUUAACCUCAGAUAAAAGAAAAAAAUAGUUUUUUGUGCACUUAUUGACCAUUGUGAGCUCUCUCUCUUAUUCUUGGUGUGUAAGUGCAUUGAGAUCCCGAUUGUGGGACCUGUGUAUAGUCUUGCAGCAUUGGUUAUAACCUGAAGAAAUAACAAUGAUGAAAACGAAUGAAUUCAUAAUAAUGAAGAUAAUCUUAUACUAGGUUAAAAAAAAAAAGAAAAAAAAGACAGUGAAUCUAGUUGUUGUUUGUGGCAUGGUUAUGCAUUCAAUGGUCAUAAUUUUAAUGAUUAAAACAAUACAAAAAAAGUAAUUCUUUUCCACUGGCGCUGUUCUGCUGUUUUUGUUUUGUUUUCAACUUCUCAGUGUGCAGUAUUGCGGUUCCUGUUGCUAAUGGUGUUGCUAAGCUAGCUUGCUUGCUCAGUUGUUUACCACCAGAGCAAUAUAUUGUAGCAGUUUGACGAAAUCAAGACAUAAACAAGAAAUCCAUACCCGUAAGUUUCUGGCAUACAAGUGCAUGAAUCUAUGAUUGCAAGUCUUAAGUGAUAUGAUCAUGGUGUUCUUUAUUGUUUAUCCUAAUAAAGCGGAUUUGCAGAUGUGGUGUAAUGUAUUGCUCUGGCCACCCAUUAUCCUGCACCCACCUCCGCUCACAUCCUCCUCCUCCUCCUCCUCCUCCUCCUCCUCAUUUGGGGCCAUUUAGGCUGCAGUCGCACCACAGCUCAGGAUGUCCAAUUCAUAUUUGAAUUCAAAAGUGACUCAUGUCUGAUUUCCUGUGUGCUAGAAACAAUCUGCAUGUGUACAGGAGAGUCACUGUUGCAUAAGUAAAGCUCUGUGUAACCAAGCAACAAGCACAGUCUGCCCAGCUCACACUGCCAAAUCACCAUCUGUAAUGGAUGCUAACAAGGCAAACUAAUACUUCAGGCUACUUCCAAGGCAUAUUUAGAGCUGCCCAAUCACAUUUGAAGGUGAAGAAGAAUGCCUGUGGGCCGCAGUGACUGAAUACUGGGAGAUCCACAUGUGGAUACAGUCCAAAAUAUGUAGUUUUUCACUUGAGCAAAAAUGUAAAAUUGGGUCAUCUGUGCCAGGUGGUGUAAAUGUAGCUUAAAUGAAACCAAAGCAACUAAAAUCUGAUAUUUACUGCUUCGACAGCCGUGAGAAGAUCCGGCUGCUGCUGCAGUCAGGAGGAGGAUGAGAGCGGCUGCUCUCCAUUUGAUUAAGUCUCCUCAUUUACUCUCAAACCCACGUCUCCUUGUAAAGAUGAAUAUGUGUAUUGCCACGUGCUAAUCCUGCGUUCUUCUUGUCUACCCACUGACCACAGCUGAACAUGGACUCACUUUACCAUUCCACGAUCCGCACGCAUUCGUGACAGGAUUCCGAAAACUGGCCGUGUCAGUGUUAAUAAAGCAUGAAUUUCAAUGACAUGAAAUCUGAUUUCUGACCCUCUGUGAGAAAGAUUUGAUCUGUUUUUGACUGUUUUUGCAGCUAUAAAACCUCAGUUCUGUACCACAGGAUGAAAAAUCAGAUCCUCUGUGCCUGAACAAAUUCAGCUCUUGUCCAUCAUGAACUGAACCCCAGAUCUAAAAGCUGAUGUCAGUCUGUGACCUCCAACUGAUCAUCACAUGUUUCAGAUCCAUGCAUUAUGUCAGGUUGGACAUUUUGGACGUUGGGAGUAGUUAUUUUUUUCUGUUUCUCCAUCAGUAUUCUAGACUUUUUGUACUUCACUCUGGUUGCUUAGUAGCAGGCUUUAUCUGAUUCACUCCUCCAUUUUUGUACAUAUCUGUGCCAACAGCUUGGGCAGACAGUGGCUUUUUUAUUUGUAAAGACAUAAACUUGCUUGCAUAUAUAAAUAAAAUGAAAUAAUACACUUGUGUACUUGUUAAUAAGGGAA